This is a messenger RNA of Fopius arisanus, 6217 nucleotides long. Its product is annotated as ankyrin repeat domain-containing protein 50. The coding region runs from base 1036 to 5469 and encodes 1477 amino acids. The record is from RefSeq and is a predicted model, not a curated record. Gene Ontology annotation, molecular function: protein binding. The transcript is spliced from 10 exons. NCBI's taxonomy places the organism in Eukaryota, Metazoa, Arthropoda, Insecta, Hymenoptera, Braconidae. Gene Ontology annotation, cellular component: nucleus; cytoplasm.
CGUUGGUGAGUUACGUUCGUCCUCAAAAAUUUUUUCACCAUUCCCCAACGUUUUUUUCCCCCCCGACUCAUUCCCGGAACAACGAAACUACACAGCGAACAUCACAUAAUACACAAAUUCCAAAGUCAUUACAAUCUAAUUGAAAAUGAAUUUUCCUCCCGAUGACAGAGGUUAAUAUCAGAGGUGAAUUGAAUAAUAAAUGUUGCACUCGUGACGCGAGUUACAGUGAGUUUACCAAGAACUUGGUGCACACGUCUGGCUCAACGAGAAAGAAGAAAAAAAAAACAGGCUGCAAGUGCUCAGUGUGUGUAGUGAAUACUUGGUUUUACUCAUUUAAGUUUUGUCGGUUGUACUGUGACUUUUUGGAUUAUUUUCCUGCGAUUCACUUGUAUAUCGUUGAGCUCUGUGCGUGCUACUACCAAGGGUACGUUUUUCCCUUCUCCCUCUGGCCCUUUUGCAAUUUCUCUUCUUUUUUUUCCUCUCUCAACUCUCCUCCUUUAACUCCCUCCUGGUCUGUAUUCCCGCCACAUCACUGCCUUUUCUUCGUGUACGCGAGUUCUUGUUGAGUGCUGCUGAGAGUUGGUGUCUCCUUUCGUCGGCCUUCGACACGACGUGCAAACACAAAGGAAACGGAGCAGGAGCUAUCGAUCGACGAUACGUCCCUACCGCGAAUUAUUUGAGAACGGAAACUGGAGUUUGCAGUUUAAAAAUUCCCCAGCGAGAAUGCAGUGCCAAAAAUCCAGCAGGAUGUCAAGUACGAGGCGAUGAGAGAACUGAAUGGAGGCCGAGGAAACUGCAGAGCCCCCUGGGGCUCAGAGCACCGUGCCCCAGACAUCACAUAUUUUUCUUAGUGCAACCGAGAACAAAAACGCCAAAUUAAACUCUUCUUGUCAGUUUUUUCAUUCAACCGGCAAGAACGAAUUUAUUUGAAAAGAUUCGAGAAUGAGACGUGUCAGUCACUCAAUUAUUCCACAGCUGAAUAAAUUAAUAGAGAAUUUGUAGAGAGAUCCGAGGGAUAAUUAUUAUCAGAGAAUCAUGGCAGCACCAGUGAUCGAGAAGAAGCGAUUCUUCUGUAGAGAGUGGGCAUUUAUGAAACUUUCCCACUGCCUGGAGCAGCGUCCAGCCUCGAAAACGUGUGGUGCCCUGAUUGUCGGUGGUCCAGGAAGUGGUAAAACAGCUCUGUGCGCUGAACUCGCCUGGCCAUCGACAUCAGCGAGUUCAAGACACCAGAGAUCCCUGAACAGAAGAUUAUUGGCAAGACACUUUUGUCAAGCGAGAAGCGAAGCCUCUCUGUCACCAGCUCAAUUCGUCAGAUCAUUAGUUGCCCAAAUUUUACAAGCAAGCACUGAUGGAAUUCACUUGUCGUCACCCACAUCACCACCAGCGAGUACAAUAUCUGCGCCAUCCUCAUCGAAGGAGGCAGUGGCCGAGGCUUAUGCUGAAAAACUCAGGACUGAUCCGGACAUUCAUGCGGCUCUUCAGCAUGACGUAUUGGACAGGGAUCCAGACGAUGCCCUGAAAAAAGCCCUCCUCUUUCCUCUACUGGAGGUAGAACCGCCUAAGAACUGUCUCUUUCUACUCGUCGAUUCAAUAGACGAGGGACAAAUACUUAAUCCACCGCAAACUGGUACCAGAGAUUCACGACGUGAGAAUGACAACGUAAGCAGAACAAUAGCCGAAUUACUCGCUAAUCAUCAUCAUCUCUUUCCCCAAUGGCUGCUGCUCGUAUGUACAGCUAGACGGCAGAGUAAAACGAUUUCCAGGAUGUUUACGGGAUUUCGUAAAAUAUCACUGGAUGAUUUGAGAAAGAGUCAAGUUGUACGUGAUGUACAGCAGUACAUUCUUGCGAGACUCGAUGAGGAAGUCGCACUGAGACAGCACAUCUCGAGGGACACAGCGGAGAUGCUGAAUCAGUUGCACAUAAAGAGUAACGGUUGCUUUCUUUAUCUGGAAAAAGUGCUGGAUGGUGUAGCUGAAAAUUUCAUUGUUCUGAGAGAAGUCAGAGAAAUACCUGGCACUUUAAAUGGACUUUAUCUGUGGCUGUGCCAGAGAUUAUUCAGUAGAAAACAAUUUGCCAAAGUUCAGCCUCUGCUCAAUGUCAUAUUGGCUGCUAAAUUGCCCAUUACUCAGGAGAUACUUUACAAGUGCGUGAAGACAGCCCACUCGACCAUUACUAUUGAAGAUUUCAAUCGAAGACUUCACCUGCUGAGGCGAGUUAUUUCUGUGUCACGGGCUGGUGCACUUAUGCUCUUUCAUCAUAGCUUUGCAGAAUGGCUUUUGGAUGUCAAGCAUUGUACGCAGAAAUAUCUUUGCUCGGCAGCUGAGGGACAUGCCAUGUUGGCUGGCCACUAUACGUUAAGAGGCCCUGAACUUACACCCGAUGAGAUCUGUGUGUUGGGACAACAUUUGCAGAGAUCACUUACUAAUGUCGGGGGCAAUCUGUGCAACCUUGAUCCUCACACUCUUCAGACACUCUGGAUGAUUGGGAGUAGAGUACCCAUCGAGGACUGCUAUCUGGACAGCCCUGAGUGCCUGAUGUGGCCCAGACAGGACUUCAAAUUGUUAAGGCUGCUUAUCGAUGCCGGGGCCAAACCAUCCGAGAAAGUUGUCGAGGAUGAGCCAUCUAAGGACCCUGUUUCUUCUAGUCAGGUCUCGCAGGACGUGAGCCCCAUAGAUGAAUCCCCUGGAGAGCCUCUGACUGAAUUACUCGGUGAAAGUGGAGACAUAAACCAGGCAGACUCCUGUGGACGUACAGUACUUCAUACUCUGGCAGCCGACGGUAAUGCAUCGCUCCUAGAACUUGCUCUGGCUGCUUGUCCUCAGGCAAAGCUAGAGGCAACAGACCGUCACGGCCAGACACCUUUGAAUCUAGCAGCGAGACACGGAUAUACUGACGUUGUGAGAGUACUACUUGCUGCAGGAGCCAGUGCAGACCAUGCAGAUUGCGACGGUUGGACAGCACUGAGAGCAGCAGCCUGGGGCGGACAUACCCAGGUACAUUCACAGCCAACCAUUCCUCCAACAAAAACAGACUCCAAUGUAGUCGUUGAAAUGUUACUGGAGUACGGGGCAAUGGUUGACUGCGCUGAUUGGGAUCAGAGGACAGCACUUCGUGCUGCUGCAUGGGGUGGUCACGAGGACAUUGUCAAGGCGUUACUUCAACACGGCGCUGAUGUCAAUAGAACAGACGAUGAGGGUAGAACCGCACUGAUAGCCGCAGCUUACAUGGGCCACAGUGAAAUUGUUGAGCAUCUGUUGGACUUUGGUGCCAAGAUCGAUCAUGCUGACAGCGAUGGGAGAACUGCCCUCAGCGUCGCCGCACUCUGUGUACCAUCCAACCACGGUUAUGCAAAGGUGGUUACGAUAUUACUGGAGAGAGGGGCUGCGGUAGAUCAUCAGGACAAGGACGGUAUGACACCACUGUUGGUGGCGGCUUUCGAAGGUCACCGGGAUGUUUGUGAAUUACUCCUGGAGUACGAGGCGGAUGUUGAUCAUUGUGACGCGACAGGAAGAACACCACUGUGGGCAGCAGCUAGUAUGGGUCAUGGGUCUGUCGUUGCACUGCUAUUGUUCUGGGGCUGUUAUGUCGACAGUAUAGAUAAUGAAGGAAGAACGGUGUUAAGUGUGGCUGCAGCUCAAGGGGGCACUGACGUUGUGAAACAGCUGCUCGAUAGAGGUCUCGAUGAACAGCACAGAGAUAAUUCCGGCUGGACUCCUUUGCAUUAUGCGGCAUUCGAGGGACAUUUGGAUGUGUGCGAGGCGUUACUGGAGGCUGGUGCCAAAGUUGAUGACGUUGAUAACGAUGGAAAGGGGGCAUUAAUGCUGGCUGCCCAAGAGGGGCACACAGCUCUCGUUGAGAGACUCUUGGUACAGCACGGAGCGCCCAUCGAUCAGCAUGCACACGACGGCAAAACCGCUUUGAGACUUGCUGCACUUGAAGGCCACUACGAGACAGUUCGAGUGCUAUUGGCUCACAGUGCAGACAUUAAUGCCAAGGAUGCAGACGGUAGAAGUACACUUUACAUUCUGGCACUGGAAAAUCGCCUGGCAAUGGCAAAAUUUCUGCUGGAGCAUGCGCACGCGGACGUUGAGAGUCGUGACUCGGAGGGUAGAACACCACUGCACGUGUCAGCCUGGCAGGGUCACGACGAAAUGGUAGCACUGCUGCUGACAGGCGGUACAGCUAGUGUCAAUGCCUGUGACAAUGAGAACAGAACGCCUCUGCACUCAGCUGCAUGGCAGGGACACGCUGCAAUCGUAAGAAUUCUUCUGGAGCACGGAGCUACACCAGAUCAUACGUGCAAUCAGGGAGCGACAGCCCUGGGUAUAGCUGCACAGGAGGGUCACGAGCACUGUGUCAGAGCCCUCCUGAAUCAUGGAGCAGAUCCCAGUCAUUCAGAUCACUGCGGCAGAAAUGCCAUUAAAGUUGCUGCUAAGAGUGGUCAUGAUACCGUUGUCAGACUACUCGAGGAGCACUCAGCUAAUCAAAGAAGCAUCAGACCUGGUAUUAACGGAGGUGGCAGCAGUUCUGCAACUUCUGUAACUUCAAAUUCAACAGCUGAAACAAAACCCUCAUCAGCUAUUCUCAAUCCACUCUCAACACAGUACAGUCCCGCUGAGUCACCAGACUCAACCAAGAGACGUAGCUGUGUGUCUCUGGGAAAUAACUCGAGCAAUAGCAAAUCCAGUAGUAAUUUGACGGGCUCCACUAAGAGUGAUCAGGGCAAAUUCAGUCAAAAUCCUAUGGUGAAUCAGGUGAUCAAAGCACCUCUGUCCUUUACCCAACAGUUGCAGCAGUGCUCGAGAGGUGUAAAAAGCCGACCGCUCAGCAAACUCCUGUCACCAUUGAAAAGCGAACCACAAUCUCCCAUUUAUGCUUCACCGCCACAUUCACCACUCAGCGACAGUCUCAUUCCGUAUUCACCUACGAAUACUAGUCCACCAAGUGCACAGACUGCUGCCAGUGUUAUUCAGAGCCAAUUGGGGGUCUCAUUGCUUACUGGCAAUCAGAGUAUUCAGUAUAAACCACAGAGUGGGGGUUUUCACAAUACUGGGGCUAUUUAUGAACCGAUUGAUAUUAAAACUGAGUUCAUUGAUAAGAAUGAUGGGUCCAAGCCGUUUGAACUUACUAAUGAGAUGUUGGGGCUCAAAAUCAAGGAUAAGAAGAAUGGGCAUGAUGAUAAGAGGAACUCAGCUGAUACACAUUUUACGAGGGAUACGCAUAUGAGAAUUAUUUUGGGAAAUUCCGGGGCUGGGGUAGGACGCAACGUUAAACAUACGUCUGAUCAUGUUACAUCGAGUGGCCAUUCGAAACCCAAACGAAAUGGUUUGGUGACAAAUCCGGCAAUGAGGCUUGUCGCUGGAGUUCGAAAUGGAUUUGAAAAUGCAACAAAUCGAAACAAACCAAUAACAACACGAGUCAAUGGAUUCCAGUGGAAAGCUGAGACGCGCAAGGAAACACCUCUCUAAACAAACAUGUCGAUGGAACGAAAAAAAUCCAUUACAAUAAUUCGAUACCACAGAGUUAGUGGCAGAAGGAUGAAAGUCAAUAAAUGAUUAAUUAGUUGUUUUCAUUUGAGCGAAAUCAAAUUGCCUCGAUAGCACAGUGGACGCGAAACCGACAAAUGUAUGUAUUUGACAAAACCGUACUGAUGAUUACGAAGAAAAGAAAUAUUAUAAACUCAAUACCAAAUAUUAAACGGCAUAGGAAAUGUAUGUAGAGUUAUAGUGACGUAAAUUAAUCGAAAUAACUUUGUAUAAAUGUAACGUUAAUAAAAAAUUCUUAAUCGAUCUCACUAAUACCUAUUAUAUUAUAAAGAUAAUGUUUUGAUUGAGGACAAUUUUUUAGCAUCAUGGAUGACAAAAACUAAAAGAGGAGAAAUAAUUGAGAUUGAGCCCUGGAAGACUGGUCGAAUUAAUGAAGAGCGUGUGGUGAUCACACUAACGAUUUAAAUUAAACGUAUUGACAACUGUAAAGAUAUGUACAAAGUUUGAAAGAGUAGUGACGAGGCGACUGAGAUGUGUUGACUUCUAGAGAGACAUGAUUAAACCGAACGAAUGCUGCAGAAUACGUAAAAUAAUGGCCUCUAACUCGUGAAUGAGCCUGUGUAAAUAUAUGAUUUAUGUACUGGACAUGAUCAUAUUUAUUAUUAGACUGUAGUAGGUGAUAUAGUGAUAAUGAAUGAUGAGAAUGAAAUAAAUUAAACUAUUGAUUCUA